This is a messenger RNA of Gigantopelta aegis, 1316 nucleotides long. Its product is annotated as protein amalgam-like. Bases 116 to 1012 code for a protein of 298 amino acids. The transcript is spliced from 5 exons. The record is from RefSeq and is a predicted model, not a curated record. Lineage: Eukaryota; Metazoa; Mollusca; Gastropoda; Neomphalida; Peltospiridae.
ACGCGUGUUGAGUGCUUUCUUCCAGAAUAAAUAAAACGAAGUGUUAGAAAAGAAACGAACUAGCGAAGGGCAGUGCAAUAUUCUUGACUUUGAAGUGCAUGACUCGCACUGGAAGAUGUUCUCAACAGGGAAGUUAGUCAGUUUGUCAUGCUGGAGCCCAAGGAAAGUAUCUAUGUUAUGGAAGUCAUUCCUGUUGGCGUUUGUGCUAAACUGUGAUGUUUCUUUAGACGCAUCAGUGGUUCUUUCUGGGUCUUCUUCCUCUUAUGCAGUGAUGAACGAGUCGUUUACAUUCACUUGUACAAUCACACAGGCAGCUAGUCUUGUGGAUGCAGUGCAAUUCUUUUACACACCAUCAGUUAGUCCAGUUGGUAUUAUUACACAGGAUGGCGGUUCAUGUUCAGUGUUUAGAAUCCAGUCAGGUUACUCUGCAUUCUGUGGGAGUGGAACAAACAGCAGCUCGUCCACCACUAAGAAGUAUAUUUAUAAGAUUAACAGAGCUACAGAACGUGAUGCCACAGACUGGUGGUGUGGACUGAAUACAGCUACAACACUCAGUGAGAAGUUUAGUCUACCAGUUUACAGUGGUCGAAACUCUGUUACAUUCAGUCCUCGCUCACCUGCCACUGUCGGAGGAGGGAACAGUCUGACUGUGACCUGCAAUGCAAACUGUACACCAUCAUGCUCCUUUUCAUGGACACGUGGAAGUCAGAACCUGUCAGCAAGCUCUAAGUUACAACUGACAAAUAUUGCUAAGAACCACGAAGGGGCGUACACAUGUACAGCUAAAAACAUUGUGUCAUCAUACGUUAAAUCUAGUAACUUCACAUUGAUAGUAAAAGAUGAUCCAAAGCGCAUGUCUGCCUUAGGUGCAGGUGCUAUAUCGGGAAUUGUGAUCGCUGUUGUACUGGCUCUUGCUGUUCCUACUGUUUGGAUAAUUUACAAGAGAAACAUUCAAAAGAAACAAAAUGGAGAAGGGAAGAACGAACGUACAACUACAGAAACCCCAAUCUAGCUGACAAGCCUGGCUUCGUCUUUAAUUAGUGUCCGGAUAUGGAAGCCAAAAUGAUGCUAACCCUAGAACCCCAAAGUGUUUUUUUGUUUCGUAUGCAACUAUAUCCUUAACAGGCUCAGAUUAUUUUAAAUUGGUUUGCGUUUCUUUUUUAUUGUUACAUAUUCUGUUACAAUUGUGCGUGUACUACUUUAUAUUGUGUCGUUUCUUUAAAUAAAAUCGUAGCUCGAAUUAGACAGAAGUUCCACUUAGAAGUGCCGAAUUUUACUCUUUUACAUGUAUUUGUGAAAAAUAACUAGUCUGUUUU